UUACCCUCUCUUCUCAUUGGUUUUUGGCGUCCAUUUUUUAGCUCGUCUCUCGUUCUCUGCGAAUCCUGGAGUUUCAUGCCCGCUCCUUCCAUCUUCAGCUGGUGAUUCUCAUUCAUUUUCUGCUGCUCAGUCUAUUAUUACCUGCCUGUUUGGCUCCCAAGAAAAUCUUCCAGCGAGAAAGCAUAAGUUCAGACAGAGCGUUUCGUUUCUUGGUCAAUACUGGUUUUGUUAUUCAUUUUGGUGGCAAUUUCUGAAGGUUUUUGGAUUAGACAACUGCAUUCCUCAAUAUCGGGUUCACGCAGUUGGGUUCUUGAAGCCACUGCAUUCCUCAGUUAUUCAUGGAUUUUUCUGCUCAACACAAUCUUUUCUCCAUAGCGAGAGGCAGGCAGCCAUGUUCUCGUCAUCAUCUUUGGUGCCCUGCAUUUGAUGUACUGCUUGCUGAGUGGUAGCGACAAGAAGACACAAAGGUUGGGUGAAGCAGAUAUCUGAGAUUAAUCUGUAGCUCUUCAUCUCCGUAGCUUAAUCUGCUGUUACAUUCUUACAUAGUUUUUUCAAUAUAAGUGGUACUACAAAUCUUGAUUGAUGGACCUAAAGUCAAAUCAUGCAACUCCUGUUCUUACCGAUCCUGCUGCUCCCAUAAACAAGUCAAGACUAGGCAUGCAUUCCAGUCUGUUGCCUUAUUCACCUCCACUAGCAGUUUUCCCUCCAGGCAUUCUUUUGACAAUCCCUAGAAAGAAGGCUGGAAUACUUGAUGAAUUUCGAUCUAGCAUCUGGCUGGAUGCCAUGAAAUCUUCAUCUCCUCCUCCUAAGAAGAUAACCAAGGAUGUUAGCAACGAGUAUUCAUCAACUGAUGCUGAUGUUGCAUACAACGCCUGGAUGGCUAAGUAUCCAUCAGCAAUUGCGUCAUUUGAGCAAAUAGCAAAUCAUGCAAAAGGAAAGAGAAUAGCAUUGUUUCUGGAUUAUGAUGGGACACUUUCACCAAUAGUAGAUAAUCCUGAAUGCGCAUUCAUGUCUGAUGCUAUGCGUGCUAAUGUAAAAAAGGUGGCAAAAUACUUCCCAACAGCAAUAAUUAGUGGAAGAAGCCGUGAAAAGGUUUAUGAGUUUGUAAGGCUAACAGAACUCUAUUAUGCGGGUAGUCAUGGGAUGGAUAUCAUGGGUCCUGUUAGAGAACACAUAUCUAAUGACCUGCCUGAUUGUAUUAGAUCGAUGGAUGAACAGGGUAAGAAAGUUAAUUUGUUCCAGCCUGCUGGUGAAUUUUUACCUGUGAUUGAUGAGGUUUUUAGAUCCCUUGUUCAAUGCACCAAAGAUAUUGUAGGAGCAAAAGUUGAGAAUAAUAAGUUCUGUGUCUCUGUACAUUACCGUAAUGUAGAUGAGAAGAGUUGGACUGUAGUAGCUCAACGUGUCCAUGAUGUUCUAAAAGACUACCCACAUCUGCGUUUGACUCAUGGUCGCAAGGUUUUAGAGGUUCGCCCGGUGAUCAAUUGGGAUAAGGGAAAAGCUGUCACGUUUUUACUGGAAUCACUGGGGUUGAGUCACUGUGAUGAUGUGCUCCCCAUAUAUGUUGGAGAUGACCGGACAGAUGAAGACGCAUUUAAGGUUUUGAGAGAGGGCAAUCGAGGUUAUGGGAUUUUAGUCGGUUCUGCUCCCAAGGAAAGCAAUGCAGCUUACUCGCUGAGGGAUCCAUUGGAGGUCAUGGAAUUUCUCAAGUCACUGAUGACAUUGAAAAAGUGAAGUGCUUUAUAAAAUAUUUUGACAGAUACAAAGAGUAAAUUACUCUAAUAUACACAUAUACAGUAAAACAGCCUACAUCUCGUUUUGUGUUUUCUUUUCUAGAGAAUAUAUAUGGAGAGGUUUUGAAGUUGGAUAAGUGUUGGAACACAGCUCAGAGCUUCUUGUCUUCAUAUAUAUAUAUAUA
Messenger RNA from Juglans microcarpa x Juglans regia, 1915 nucleotides. Its product is annotated as trehalose-phosphate phosphatase A-like. The record is from RefSeq and is a predicted model, not a curated record. Gene Ontology annotation, biological process: trehalose biosynthetic process. The transcript is spliced from 13 exons. NCBI's taxonomy places the organism in Eukaryota, Viridiplantae, Streptophyta, Magnoliopsida, Fagales, Juglandaceae. Gene Ontology annotation, molecular function: trehalose-phosphatase activity. The coding region runs from base 583 to 1731 and encodes 382 amino acids.